Fusarium pseudograminearum CS3096 is the source of this 717-nucleotide messenger RNA. RefSeq lists its product as uncharacterized. Gene Ontology annotation, molecular function: C-8 sterol isomerase activity; cholestenol delta-isomerase activity; steroid Delta-isomerase activity. Gene Ontology annotation, biological process: sterol biosynthetic process. The transcript has 2 exons. The coding region runs from base 1 to 717 and encodes 238 amino acids. NCBI's taxonomy places the organism in Eukaryota, Fungi, Ascomycota, Sordariomycetes, Hypocreales, Nectriaceae. The record is from RefSeq and is a predicted model, not a curated record. Gene Ontology annotation, cellular component: membrane; endoplasmic reticulum.
AUGGAUACUCUUGUACAGGCUGUCAACGCAACUGCGAAAAUCCCCCUUCAUCCAUACUCGCCUUUAAACGCAGCUCUUCCAGAAUAUGUCACCAACACUUUAUCCUCUCGCACGCUCGUGGCAACCUUUGUCGUCGGCUCUAUUGCCAUUUUCGCUGUGACGCUGCUGUUCAUCAACUCGGCGCCGCGAAAGUUAUCCAAGGGAGAGAUUUUUGUAACGUUAUGGUUCGCUCUCUGCGGAUGCAUCCAUUUCUUUUUCGAGGGCUACUAUGUCGCCAACUUUGCCGAUCUAUCCAGUAGACUCAGCCUUUUCGCUCAGCUCUGGAAAGAAUACUCCCUUUCUGACUCGCGCUACUUGACCCAAGACUCAUUCCUUGUCCCUAUGGAGGCCAUCACCGCUAUCCUCUGGGGUCCAAUGUCAUUCUUUUGCGCGUGGAGUAUCGUCAAGGAACACCCUCUGCGACACCCUAUCCAGCUCAUCAUCAGCGUUGGUCAACUCUACGGCGACGUGCUGUACUUUGCGACUUGCUACUUCAACGAGGUGGUGCACAACAUUGUGUACUGCCGUCCGGAGCAGUUUUACUUUUACAUGUAUUAUGUCUUUUGUAACGCCAUCUGGAUCGUUAUUCCUUCCGCUUUGGUGGUGCACAGCGUUGUGGCUACCAAGAGGGCUUUUGCCAAGGUGCAGGCUGCUGAGACGAGGAAGAAGGCUUUGUAA